CAGCAUCACCACCGGACCUUCAGCUCCAUCACGCCCUCAUGCACAUGCAGAGUUCUCGAGGCGUGAGGGUCCGCAUCGCCACGGGACUCCGCGCCACGUACACGACUUCCGACUGCGAAUAAGGACACACAAGUGGGAUGACACACGCAAAUGGAUGGAUGGCUCAUUGAUGGUGUGGUGCGUGUGGAUGAAUGCAGCAACACCAGCAGCCCUCCCCAGCCAGCCUGUCGGGCCACGGCCACCACGCCGCCACUUGGGCACCACGCGCACACAGGACGGCCUGACAGUGUAAGCCGGGCGAUGGAUGGACACAUGGGCUGGGCGAUGCUUAGAUGGAUGGGUCUGUGCCUGUGUGCAGGGUCCUGGUAUGUGCAGCUCGACCCGAAUGGUGCAGUACGGCAAAUACCAACCACUCCGUCGAUGUGCGGCCGUGUUAUUGUUGUUGUUGUUGGUGUUGUUGUGUGGCUGGGUGUGUUGUGUCGCUCAGUUGUUUUUCUUGGUUGCUUUUGCCAUCCCCUGCCCCCCCUCCCUCGUGGCCAGCCAGCCAGUUAGUCGUCCGUCACUCAAUCAGUCAAUCACUCCCUCCCUCCCCGUGUGAUUCAGUCCACGCACAAACCAGCCCAGCUCAGCCCUCUCUUGAUGACCCCCUCUAGUCUCUACUGCGCACGGACUUCCCCCCUCUGUCUCAACCGUUCGCACACCCACACACCCUCACACGCAUCGAACACAGACAGCAGCGGUUUGUCUGUCUGGUGUGCUGCCUGCCUGGGGUGCGCGGGUGAUAUGAUGGGAGCCGUAGUGGUGGUGGUGGUAUGCCCUCCCUCGUGGCCUGUCAGUCAGUCAGUCUUCCGUCCGUCACCCACUCAGUCAAUCACGCACUCAGUCCCGUGUGAUUCAUUCCACGCACAAACCAGCCCCGCCCAGCCCUCUCUUGGUGACCCCCUCCACUCUCUGUCGAUGGCGUUUGUUGUUUUCCCGUGGCUGCAUGCCUCACUGGAUGGCUGGUGGAUGGCCACCCCUCUCGCUCUCUAGCCCGUUGUCCACCGUCUCGCUAAGCACACCAUCUGAGAUUCGUAGCUAGUUGAGUGAGCGUGAGAUUCGAUAGCAAAGCGUCCGUAUCAUUCCUUCCAGACGAACCACUGGCAGGCCCGCCAGCCCAGCCAUCUCGUCUCUUCUGGAUGCAUGAUGUUUGUCGUCUUUUGCUUUCGUCGUCGGUUGGUUUCUUCGCUGGCGGUGUUGUUGGAUGGAAAGCCUAUGCGGUGCACAAUGGAUGGAUGGAUGGAUGGCUCACUGAUGGCUCUGGUGUGAAUCACGAUGGACACGUGUUGAUGGACUGACUGACUGACGUUCACGCACAUAUGUAUGGUGAAGUCUGUCUGGUGUGCUGUCUGUGUUGAUGCGUAAGGGCAGCGAGGAAGAUGGGUGGGGAAUCUCUGCCUACAUUUUAUAUUUCCAUGUUUCAUAUUUUCAUGACGACGUUGAAGGGGACAGCCACCCAUCGGGCUGAGACACAAGCCCAGGGAGGACGAUAAUUGGAUGUCUCUAAUGUCUCGGUGCGUCCAUUCAUGAGUGCACUCACGUGGCUUUCGACCGAGCAUUUGUACACACACCAAGCAAAAAGGAAGAACCAUGCCCAGCCCUGUCGUCUCUUCUGGAUGCAUGGUCAGCGACGGUGUAGUUGGAUGGAGAGACUAUGCGGUGCACAAUGGAUGGAUGGAUGGAUGGCUCUGGUGUGAAUCACGAUGGACACGUGUUGAUGGAC
Messenger RNA from Vitrella brassicaformis, 1762 nucleotides. The record is from the annotation of a GenBank genome assembly. NCBI's taxonomy places the organism in Eukaryota, Vitrellaceae.